Molecule: messenger RNA, 2728 nt
Organism: Epinephelus lanceolatus (giant grouper)
Lineage: Eukaryota; Metazoa; Chordata; Actinopteri; Perciformes; Serranidae
Gene: rnf121
Product: ring finger protein 121
Biological process (GO): ERAD pathway
Cellular component (GO): Golgi membrane; endoplasmic reticulum membrane
Molecular function (GO): ubiquitin protein ligase activity; metal ion binding
Source: RefSeq, a predicted model, not a curated record
UAAUGCUAAUGGACCCGGAAAGGUAAAGCAGCACUCCGAAGAUGGCCGGGGUGUUUGAGGUGGAGGUUGAUGGUGUAGAGCACGACCAUGGGCUGGAGCAUCACGAUGAACCGCACCAGUUUGAUGUGUCCAAGCUCUCACCAGAGGAGAAGUGGAGAGUGGAGCAUGCAAGAAUGCAUGCCAAACACAAAGGUCAUGAGGCCAUGCACGCAGAGAUGGUGCUGAUCCUCAUAGUCACCCUUGUCGUCGCCCAGCUAGUCCUUGUGCAGUGGAAACAGAGACAUCCAAAGUCAUACAAUCUGGUGACUCUGUUCCAGAUGUGGGUAGUUCCUCUCUACUUUACUACCAAACUGCACUGGUGGAGGUUCCUGAUCACGUGGUUUAUCUUCUCGGUCAUCACAGCGUACAUCUCCUACCGUGCCACUCGCAAGCCACUGGCCUGCACCACACCCAGGUUGGUGUAUAAGUGGUUCCUCCUUCUCUACAAGAUCAGCUAUGCCACAGGAAUAGUUGGCUACAGUGUCGUCAUGUUUACACUUUUUGGUAUAAAUCUAAUAUUCAGGAUAAAGCCGGAGGAUGCAAUGGACUUUGGCGUUUCACUAUUAUUCUACGGUCUGUACUACGGGGUCCUGGGAAGGGACUUUGCAGAGAUGUGUGCAGACUUCAUGGCUUCAACCGUUGGUUAUUACAGUGCGUCCGGCAUGCCAACCAAGCACCUCUCCGACAAUAUCUGUGCUGUGUGCGGCCAGCCCAUCCUCGUAGAUGUCAGUGAGGAGGGGAUCAUCGAGAACACGUACAGACUAUCAUGCAACCAUGUAUUCCAUGAGUUCUGCAUAAGAGGAUGGUGUAUCGUCGGGAAGAAGCAGAUGUGCCCGUACUGCAAGGAGAAGGUGGAUCUGAAGAGGAUGUUCAGUAACCCCUGGGAGAGGCCACACGUCAUGUAUGGACAACUUUUAGACUGGCUUCGGUACUUGGUGGCCUGGCAGCCUGUCAUUAUUGGAUUUGUGCAAGGCAUCAACUACGUCCUGGGUCUGGAGUGACCUGCGACUCUCAGAAAAUGGACAUACACGCCAUACGGGGAAGAUAUGCACUGGCUCAAAAGACUGAGGGCCUAACAUUGAACUAAAACACCAAUAAAAAGUGUCUAUACUUUUUGUAUAUAUUUAUAGGCACAUAUUACCUGUAUUUUACAGUUUAUUUGAAUUUUAUUGGUAAUCUGAAUUUGGAUGUCUGUGUCAAUUUCCCAGGAUUUGCUUCACACAGCAUUACACCUUGAUAAUUGGUUUGUGCAUCUUUUGGCCUAGUAAAGCGGUUCUAAAAAUCACUAGAGAGGUGCUUUUUACUAAUUUAUGUCUUAAGUGUUUGUUAAUUCUUUAGUUAAAGGACUGUGCUGGAGUUUUUCAUCCUCAUGUCUGAUGGCUAUCACACAUGAGUAAUAAAGGUUGAAUGGAAAUCAAAAUUAGUAAUUGCUCCCUGUGCCUCCAAAACACACACACACACAGACACACAGACACACACACACACACACACACACACACAGUCUCCACAGACUUCCUCUGGCAUCAGUUUGCUGCUGCAUCAUUUAAGGAAUCACCCAUAUAGCUGUUUGACGCUGCCAGUCGUGUCAUGUGACGGGAGGCUUCCUCAUAGUGUGAAAAAGUGUUAAGCGCACUAAAACAGAGGAUUCCUCUUCCAGUAGUUGUUAAGAUGGAACUGGGUAUUACAGGAUUUUAAAAUGUCCUUGCUGUCAUCAUGGAUACUCAUCCAUACCAACGGGGCAAAAACAGUCAUGUUUACUUUGAACUUUACCCCUUGUACGAUAUCUUUCGUCACAAAGUCUGUAUGAUUUAAAGAGGAGGAAUGUCACUGUCUACCAAACAAGGUCUCUAAAUGCAUUUAGCCAUACUGAUAGGUUUGUUUCGGCUGUGCCAGGUGUUAUCUUUGAAACUACUUUUUACCUACGGAAGAGUCGCCAUGAAACUAUUGACAGUGUUCUGAGGAUUAUUCUGAGUUUCUAAAGUGACACAUUGCUGGAUUCUAUGCACUACUAUUAAAAUUUAACUCCACUGUAUUGAAUUGGCAAAAGAAAUCUCAGAGGUGCAUAUCACAAAGCUUGGCCAAAUGAAACCCAAACUAUCGGUAUGACUAAUAAAUAAGAGAGAAAAGGUUUUGGUCAUAUUUGGUGCUGUUGGGACAAGUUUGCAUCAAGGGCUUUCUGCCAGAAAGGGUUUUCUUGGUCAGGGUUAAGGGAAACAAAUGUGGUUUGGGGUUAAAAUGAACAGAUCUCUGGCCGAAAGCCUUCUAAGUAAACUUCUCCUCUGUGCAUAUUUGGUUAACUGUUCUGAAAUUGGAGCGGCCCAGGAAGCACAAACCAAAGCUACGAUUUGAGUUAGUAACUUGGAUAAAACCGUUAAUUCAAACUGAAUUUGAUCAGAAGAGGAGAGAAUGAUGAUUCAGUCAAUGUGAGUGCUGAUGUCUUAUUUUAUGUGAUCUGUUCAAUCCAAGGACCCUUUACAUGUGUAUUUUCUAGUCAUACGUUGCUGGAAGAUGGUUGGUUAUUGGAGGUACUGGUCACAGUAAAUGGCUCAUAAUGUCAGCUAUCUUUUACUUGGACCUCUCUCUCUCCAAACCCACACAGUGAUGGGACCGUGUACAACAAGGCUAACAUGAUCAUUGUUUUUUUGUCAAUGUUUUGAUCAAGAUCAGUUAAUAAAUGUCACAUGGUUUA